GUAGAAAAAUGGUUCUUUCUUAGUGUGACACGGACACACUUGCUCGUCCACAUCCCUUCCUCCAGCCACCGACCUCCCAAGGAUGCGCUCUUGCCGCCGGCCUCCCAAGGAUGCGCUCUUGCCGCCCCUCUUCUCGCGCCGCCGCUGCCAUCGCCAUGUCGAAGCGCGCUACGUACGCUCCGUCCUCCAUUCGCUCCCGACGAUCCGACUCGUUCGUUUGUUGCUCCUUUCGCUUACUGCCAGACCUAGCCGGCUUCUGCGUUGAAAUGGAUGAACUGCCGCGGUCUCAUACAUUUUCUGGGAUCCAGAAAUUUCGGACAUUGUGAUCUUCUCGGCCCCCCAGGACUUCAGGUGCUAUUUCUAGCCUCCCUAGGGAUUGGAGGAUUGGAGGGAACUAAUUCCACCUUAAUCCCCUCCAAUUCCGAAGAGGAUUUGAGUUUCGUUAAUAUCUUUAGAUCCAAAGUCUGAUCGACAUGAUUUUAGUUGGGUUAGUUGCGUAAUUUUAUCUAGUUUAAUCUGUUAAAAUCUCAAGUCAAUUGAAGUUACUGAUUUUGAUCAGUAUUGUUUUUUUUUUCUAGCAAAACAGAGUUCUGUCUAAAUUUAUCAAACUGAAUUAAAUCGGUUUUACAGUUGGAAGGAGGUGAUAUAAUUAUUUUUAAGCUUCCGUGAUAUUCACCUCUCUGAUUGUUUAUCCUUGUACUUAGCAACUUUGAUAUCCUAGGUAUCGUAUUGACCUUUUGUUCCCAUUUUGAGAAGACAAAGAAAGUGUCAAAGUUACAUGAAAUGGAUCAAUUCCAACUUGUACACACUGACAAAACACUAUAUGACAGUAGAGUUUGAAAUAUUCACACCGGUGGACAGCAACAGGCCAACCGGCCGUCAACCAGGAUAGUCGGGUCCUCCUGGCAGAUUUAUUUGGAGAUUCGUACCUGGACUAGUAUGCUUCCUUUUUCCCACUGGUGGACAGCAACCAGUAGGCCGGCCUGCUUUGAAAUAUUCUAAGAAACAACUUACCUACCUACCUUCUACAAAGCCAUCCUUGCCAGGGGCGGACCUAGGAUAAAAUUAGAGUGAGGGCAUUCUUACAAGAUCAAGGAUUAAAAUGUAAGAGCAGGGGCAUCUCAGUUAAAUCAAGGAGGGGACUCCAUGGUAAAAAUCUAUACUAUAUCAUAAUAUCAUAGAAAUGAGCAGGGGCCUAGGCCCUCACUCACCAUAACGUAGGUCCGCCCCUGAUCCUUGCUACCUUCCCAUGCAUUCAUAUGUGUGCCAAGGAAAAUAAACAAUUAAGCAGCACCUGACUCUGUCCCAAUGGCCGCUGCAAGCUCACUAGUCGCUCUAGUGCUACUGCCGGCCAUUUUCUUGGUCUCAGCACUAUCUCCUGCUUGUGCUGCUGCUUCUUCCACUCUAAUUCCUAACGGCAGAGACACCGACCUCGCCGUGCUGCUGGCUUUCAAAGCCCAGCUCUCUGAUCCUCUUGGCGUCCUCGCCAGCAGCUGGAAAACCAACGUAUCAUUCUGCCACUAGGUUGGUGUUUUGUGCAGCCGUCGUCGACAGCGCGUCACUGCUCUAGUUCUAUCGGACACACCUCUCCAAGGGGAGCUCACCCCACACAUCGGUAACCUCUCUUUCCUCUCUGGGCUGGACCUUAUGAACGCAAGCCUUACCAGCUCCAUCCCCGCCGAAAUUGGCACUCUGCGACGGCUUAAAUAUCUCUUUCUUGCUGAGAAUCGCCUAGCUAAUUCCAUUCCUGACUCUAUAGGAAACCUUACAAGCCUCAAGUCUCUCUACUUGAGCUCCAACAUGCUCUCGGGCAGAUUCCACCACAGAUGCUACAGAAUCUGCGCAACCUUGAAAACAUUUCGCUGGCCAACAAUGAGCUGAGUGGCCAUAUACCGCCUUAUCUGUUCAAUACCACGCCUUCUCUGAUUCAUAUCCACUUUGGAAGUAACCACCUGUCAGGUCCAAUACCGCACACUUUGGGAUCCCUGCCCAGACUUGACUACUUAGUCAUCAAUGAUAAUGAGCUCCUUGGCACAAUACCCGCCACCAUGUUCAACAUGUCUAGGGUGCAGGUAUUCUCACUGGAACUUAACAAUCUUACUGGAGAAGUCCCUUACAAUCAAAGUUUCAACCUGCCAAUGCUUUGGUGGUUUUCUAUCAGUGGGAACAACAUUCAAGGCCGAAUUCCACUGGGAUUUGCAGCAUGCCAGCGCCUGCAAGUUCUUUACUUAGGCGGACUUCCUCACCUUACUGGACCUAUCCCAGCUAUUCUUGGCAACCUCACCCGUAUUACUGAUAUAGACGUCUCUUUCUGCGACCUGACUGGGCACAUUCCACCAGAAAUAGGCCUGUUGCAAGACCUAAAGAAUCUACGUCUAGGAAACAACCGGCUAACAGGUCCAGUUCCAGCUUCUCUAGGAAAUUUGUCUGCAUUGUCUUUGCUGAGUGUGGAAUCAAAUCUAUUGUCUGGUUCUGUACCUAGAACAAUUGGAAACAUCCCAGGUCUGACCCAGUUUAGAUUCUCAUGGAACAAUUUCAACGGAGGUCUCGACUUUCUGUCCUCCCUUUCCAACUGCAGGCAACUCGAGCUCCUUGACAUAUAUAAUAAUUCCUUCACCGGGCCACUCCCAGACCAGGUGGGGAACCUGUCAACAUAUCUAAUUGAAUUUAGAGCAAAUGCAAACAAGCUAUCCGGUGAGCUUCCGUCGUCAUUGUCAAACUUAAGCAGCCUUGUUAGUAUCUAUUUUCACGACAACCUACUCACAGGAGCCAUACCAGAAUCCAUCACACGUUUACAAAAUCUCAUCCUGUUUGAUGUCGCCAGCAACCAAAUGUCAGGUCGUCUCCCAACACAAAUUGGCAAGCUCAAGAGCCUACAACAAUUCUACACCAAUGGAAACAAAUUCUAUGGCCCCAUACCUGACAGCAUCGGCAACCUUACGUCGAUAGAAUACAUCUACUUGUCUGAUAAUCAGUUAAAUUCAACAGUACCAUCUAGCUUGUUCCAGCUUCCCAAACUUAUCUAUCUGGAUCUUUCUCAUAAUUCCCUCACUGGUUCACUACCGGUCGACGUUAGUGGGCUAAAACAAGUGGAUUUUGUUGACUUAUCUUCCAAUUAUUUGUUUGGAAGCAUCCCAGAGUCAUUUGGAACACUUAAGAUGCUCACUUACCUAGAUCUAUCAUUCAACUCAUUGGAGGGCUCAAUCCCAGGUUUGUUUCAGGAGCUAGAAAGCUUGGCAUCAUUGAACCUCUCCUCCAACUCUCUCUCUGGUACAAUUCCUCAGUUCCUUGCCAAUUUCACCUACUUGACAGACUUGAAUCUGUCUUUCAAUCGACUAGAAGGAAAGGUACCAGAGGGAGGUGUUUUCUCCCGCAUCACCUCGCAAUCUUUACUUGGGAAUCCUGCGCUGUGUGGUGCUCCCCGUCUAGGUUUCUUGCCAUGUCCCGACAAGUCUCAUUCACAUACCAAUAGACACUUAAUUACAAUUUUAAUCCCUGUCGUCACCAUAGCAUUUUCUUCUUUUGUUCUUUGUGUGUACUACCUACUUACCACAAGGAAACAUAGUGACAUUUCUGAUCCAUGCGAUGUCGUGGCCCAUAACUUAGUCUCCUACCAUGAGCUUGUUCGCGCCACACAAAGAUUUAGCGAUAACAACCUGCUGGGGACUGGGAGCUUUGGCAAAGUAUUCAAGGGUCAACUAGACAACGGUUUGGUGGUCGCAAUAAAAGUGCUAGACAUGCAUCACGAAAAAGCCAUUGGAAGCUUUGACGCCGAGUGUCGUGUGCUUCGCAUGGCUCGCCACCGGAACCUGAUAAGGAUACUGAACACCUGCUCCAGCCUUGAUUUUCGAGCCCUGGUGCUUGAGUACAUGUCCAAUGGAAGCUUGGAGAUGCUCUUGCACUCUGAAGACAGAAGUCACAUGGGGUUCCAAUUCCAUACAAGGAUGGACACCAUGCUAGACGUGUCUAUGGCAAUGGAAUAUCUGCACCAUGAGCAUCACGAGGUGGUUCUGCACUGUGACUUGAAGCCAAGCAAUGUGCUGUUCGAUGAUGAUAUGACAGCACACGUAGCAGACUUUGGCAUCGCAAAGUUGCUACUGGGUGAUGACAACUCCAUGGUCGUUUCCACCAUGCCUGGAACACUUGGAUACAUGGCACCAGAGUAUGGAUCUCUUGGAAAGGCAUCGCGCAAGAGUGAUGUGUUCAGCUUUGGAAUCAUGCUUUUUGAAGUCUUCACUGGGAAGAGGCCCACAGAUACGAUGUUUGAGGGAGAACUGAGCAUUAGGCAGUGGGUUCAACAAGCAUUUCCAUCUCAGCUUGACACUGUCGUGGACAGCCAGCUGCUGCAGGAUGCCAUUUCUUCUUCAGCCAACCUGAACGAGGUUUUGCCCCUAAUAUUUGAGCUCGGUUUGCUCUGCACGACUGAUUCACCUAACCAAAGGAUGUCAAUGAGUGAUGUAGUAGUGACCCUGAAGAAGAUCAAAAUGAACUACACCAAAUUUGGCAUCAGCAAGGACACAAUGUCCUUCCCUGCAAUUGAUCACGCUUAAUUCUACAUGUCUAGUUUCUUCGGUUCUGCAGUGGAACAACUGCAUCAGCUACCUUUUACUGUAUUUUUUUUUUUACAAAAGUUGUUUCUUGGAUAACUCUUAGUAAUAUAUGGGCAUAUUACUAUUGUCAGGUGUGAAAUAAGUUUCUGUAAUUUAAAUUAAAAGAAAAGGUUGCGUGACAUUCAUGUGCCUGAACAGAGAUGUCAUAAUUUUAUAGUUUGAUCUUUUGUGGUCCAUUACGACCCUUAAACGUUAAGGGAUUGUUUU
Molecule: messenger RNA, 4817 nt
Organism: Zea mays
Lineage: Eukaryota; Viridiplantae; Streptophyta; Magnoliopsida; Poales; Poaceae
Product: putative leucine-rich repeat receptor-like protein kinase family protein
Exons: 3
Coding region: 1827-4550 (907 amino acids)
Biological process (GO): protein phosphorylation
Cellular component (GO): membrane
Molecular function (GO): ATP binding; protein kinase activity; protein binding
Source: RefSeq, a predicted model, not a curated record